UUAUUCAAAGAACAUUAUCAGCGUCACAAUGAAAGAUUUUGUCCUGUCAUUGCUGAGUCGCGGGUACGGCCAAAUUGUGCCCGAUGAAGAUGGUAAUGAUGGAAGACUGGAGGUCUGUUUUGAACCAGAGGACUACUUCAACUGGAAAUCUCAGCCUUCCAUGCUGCGUCUUACGAGCAGUGGCCGUUUUUUUGGAGGCCUAGAGCCGGCGCCACCUAAGACCUACAGUACAAGGAGAGGCCCUCUUAUUCUGUAUUCAGAAGAUCUCGCACUGGCAUACCGCUCUGGCCAGGUUACCAGGAAGAGAAAGGCUCCUAGCUGUCUGAAACAGGAAGUUGAGAAGCAGCUGCACACACUGCAAGACCUGACUGGAGCAAUUUUGGCCUUUGGAAAAAAGAAGGCAAAAGUUGGAUCUUUUGCUGGUGUAACGCACCGCUUAUUGCCAGAUACUAAACAUGCUACACAGAACAUCCAGAGAAGAAGAGAAGAGAACUAUAAUCUAAACCAGGUUAAAGGAGAAAAAGCUGCACAGGUCAGAUACCAGCCACAUUUCCUCUGUUCCCCUCGACCCAAAAGGGCCACCCUUGGCCCUCUGCCCCCCAUAACGGAGGGUUUGGUACAUGUACAAAUCCAUGAGGAAACUCAUGCUGCACCAGAUGAACAAAUGACCUUUAAGACUAAAGUACAGAAAGAUGAACUGAGAGAGAAGCCGAAAGAAAGAAAAGGACAGGAUAGGAGUCUCAGGAUAGCGGUCGACACAUGGAGAGCUCAGAUGAGUCCGAUCCCUGAGACAGAACCUGCACAUCAGACUGAAGAUAAAACAAUACUCCCACAUCUUAUCGACCAUCUGAAGGAUCUAAACGGCCGUGGGAAGCGCACUCGGAUGGAGAGUGGAAAUGGUGUUGCAGAGACGGGCCCUCUAAGGUCAGUGUAUGUGGAUUCGUCUUUGGAAUACAGCCCACUCUCACGGGUCAACUACUACGGUGGACACAUGGAGGGAUCCCGCCAGAUUAGACAUUGUGGGGGUGAAACUCACGAGAGGAGAGUGAAUAUAGAAACAGAUCCCAGCUUCACCGUCUUCCACUUACCACCCAUUAACCAGAGCCCGCUGGUCAACUCAGACUCUGACAUUACUUCAACAAUGAAUAAACCGGAAAUAACAGAUAAAAAAAGGAGCUGUGAGAAUUUACCCCAACGAGAACUACACAUACAUCUCCCUGGCAUCAAAGUGGGAACUACACAUGAAAAGGCCUCAGAGAGCCGCGUCCACAGGAACGUGCUGCUGCUUUUCCCUGCACAAACAGAACAUACAGACACCCAUCAGCCGGAUGAUGACCUUCAUAGGACCCCUGUUCAGGAGCGUAAGCCAUAUGGUGAUCUGCAUGCUGAGGGGCUCGGCCAAAGAGGACAGGACCCUCUCUCUGACAGCAAGUGCAGGAUUACAGAGAUGGACCUCGGGCACAUCAUGUGGUCUGACGAUCUAGAAAAGGGAGAUCAACAUCCCCCCCUUGGUCCAUUGCCACCCCUGGUGGGCCGGAGGGGUCCUGGUAAACAGAGCUCCAUGGCUGUGUACAGACAGAACCUACAUGACCCUGCAGACACAACAGAAGCACAGACAGGAAACACUAGAGGCUGUCUUCCUCCGGAGCUCAGAGAAUGGGAGGGAGGCAAAGCAUUGGGCACCUUAAUAAUGGGUCCUGAUGGUGAAAUCAUACGCUUGUCUCUCUGGGAUCCCGCAGUUGACACCGAGGACCACCCAAUAAAGGGUGAUGUCACACAAGGUCACGUUCUUAAGGUUGUGACUUCUGAGGGAGAUUUGAAACAGCCUUGGACUAUCAUUAUACAGGACCACACCACAGAUGAAGGUUAG
This is a messenger RNA of Rhinichthys klamathensis goyatoka, 1870 nucleotides long. RefSeq lists its product as uncharacterized. Bases 29 to 1870 code for a protein of 613 amino acids. The record is from RefSeq and is a predicted model, not a curated record. Lineage: Eukaryota; Metazoa; Chordata; Actinopteri; Cypriniformes; Leuciscidae. The transcript is spliced from 12 exons.